Triticum urartu is the source of this 1657-nucleotide messenger RNA. Its product is annotated as NAC domain-containing protein 92. Lineage: Eukaryota; Viridiplantae; Streptophyta; Magnoliopsida; Poales; Poaceae. Gene Ontology annotation, biological process: regulation of DNA-templated transcription. The record is from RefSeq and is a predicted model, not a curated record. Gene Ontology annotation, molecular function: DNA binding.
CCAGUCUCUCCCCCUUCCCUUGUUCCUAAACCCGCCUCUCUCUCCCUCUUUCACACACGCCUCUCUCUCCUCUCUCUCGGCGUCCAUUUCCUCCUUCUAGCUAGCUUGCUUCGGUGCCCGGCUUGCGGAGAUGUCUGAGGCGUCGGUGAUAAACCAGGCGGAGGUGGAGGACGCGGCGGCGGCGGCCGGUCUGGACCUGCCGCCGGGCUUCCGGUUUCACCCCACGGACGAGGAGAUCAUCUCGCACUACCUCACCCCCAAGGCGCUCGACCACCGCUUCUGCUCCGGCGUCAUCGGCGAGGUCGACCUCAACAAGUGCGAGCCAUGGCAUCUCCCAGGCAAGGCCAAGAUGGGCGAGAAGGAGUGGUACUUCUUUUGCCACAAGGACCGCAAGUACCCGACGGGGACGAGGACGAACCGCGCCACCGAGAGCGGCUACUGGAAGGCCACCGGCAAGGACAAGGAGAUCUUCCGCGGGAGGGGCCUCCUCGUCGGAAUGAAGAAGACGCUCGUCUUCUACCUAGGCCGCGCCCCCCGCGGCGAGAAGACCGGCUGGGUCAUGCACGAGUUCCGCCUCGAGGGCAAGCUCCCCCACCCGCUCCCGCGCUCGGCCAAGGACGAGUGGGCCGUGUCCAAGGUGUUCAACAAAGAGCUCACGGCCACCAACGGGGCAAUGGCAGCGGCGGACGCCGGGAUCGAGCGGGUCAGCUCCUUCGGCUUCAUCACUGACUUCCUUGACUCUGGGGAGCUGCCGCCCCUCAUGGACCCUCCCUUGGGCGGCGACGUCGACCAAGUAACCGAUUUCAAGUCCACCUCUGCCUACGCCACCGGUGCCCAUUCCGGACACCAGGUUAAGAUGGAACAGCACAUGCCGCAGCAGCCGCCGCACAUGAUGUACUCGAGCCCCUACUUCUCCCUGCCGGCCGCUAACUCCGGCGACAUGUCGCCGGCGAUCCGGAGGUACUGCAAGGCGGAGCAGGUCUCGGGGCAGACGUCUGCGCUCAGCCCGUCCCGCGAGACCGGGCUGAGCACCGACCCCAACGCCGCCGGUUGCGCGGAGAUCUCGUCGGCGGCGACACCGUCGUCUCAGAAUCAAGAGUUCCUUGACCAAUUCGACGAGUACCCCGCCCUGAACCUCGCCGACAUUUGGAAGUACUGAAGCCAGCCGGAGCUGCACCUACCGCAUGAUUCGCUCGUCGAUUGGUUCUGGCUCGUUGAUUAAUUACUGAAUUGGAUUACUUAACUUGGUAUGUGAUGCUGGUGUUAGUGGUUUGCUGAUGCAGCAUCAUCUUCUUUCCGGAGGAUUCUCGGGUCGGAUCGGAUCAGGUUACUAUCCAUCCAUCCAGACAGACCUCCAGGGAUUAGCUAGGCCUCCUUAUGUUAAUUAAUUAAAUUAGUCCUAGGUUCAUAUCUUGAUCUGUGUGUACAUACCACUACCACAACAGCUAUUCUGAUUGUGAUUAGCAGUAGCAGCAUGAUGGUCAUACAAUUAAUGUGUGUAGAUUAGGGGGGACGACUUGAGAUCCAUUUGUGAAUCGAUUAAUUUGGGCGCUGUUGAUGAGCCAGGCAGCUAGCGCUACUACUAGCUGUGUAUGGAAUCCGCUUUGUAUGUACAUGUACCACCAUUGAUCAUUAAUUGCUUGAGUUUGACAUGUCA